AUGAAUUAUUCAUUAUUAUUAGUAUUCGUAGUAGCAAUCUUCUUUAAUUUUAGUGUUGUUAAUGCUACCAACACAAACUCAUGGGUGACAAUUGAAACUUUUAAUGAACCAAAGUGUGAUUCGGAUAGUUCAAGUAUUGGUGGUAUUGUUUUAAUAUCUGGUACAUGUAUCAAUGGACAACAAGUAUCUUGCAACACCAACAAUAAUAUCGUCACAGUUGAACAAUACAAAGAUAAGGAAUGUCAAACCACCGUCACCAACACUACUGAACACUCCUCGGGUGUAUGUUACACAGUCUCUCAAGACAAUGGUUUCUACAAGACUUUUACUUGUUCUGCCACUACUCCAUCAUACCCAGCUCGUUCAUUGGCCAUUUCUACCUACAGUACAUGUCAACAAACCAACAAACAACUAGAAACCCUGCGUUGGAUCCCAUCUUACAAGUGUAUGGCUAUCCUAAGAGGUUCUACUCCUGGUACUGGUACUGAAUCUGCGUCUGCCUCUGCCACUAUCUCUUCUGGUUCAGGUUCUGGAUCUGGAUCUGGUUCAAGUUCAGGAUCAGUCUUGAGAAAUCACCACAAUUUCAACUCUAACCAAUUCAACAACCAGAUUUCAACAGUUGAUAUCCUAGAUAGAUACUUUGAUUUCUUGGAUGAAAUUAACUUUCCAACUACUAUUGAAGAAGAAGAAGAAGAAGAUCUAUUCAAGGUAUCACAUCGUAUCGGAUCAGGUUCUGGAGGAGUCCAAACAGGUACUGGAUAUGGAACAGGUACAGGAUCAUCGGGAGGUGGUCCAUUCAACAGUGCAAUGUAUGGUAUCGUCCUUUGUAACCAAACCUACAAUUCCUACAACACCUAUGCCAAUCAAAUACCAACAGGUUCAGCUACACAUAGUGGUGUCAUGUCAACGGGCAAGUAUUCAACAGGUGAUCCAUAUGGUUCACAAAUGGGCAUUCCAACAAAAAGUGGUGGCAGUGGUAGUAGUGGAGGUGGCAGUGGUAGUGGCAGUGGUGGUAGCGGUAUAUCUUCACCAAAUAGUUGUUCUAUCCAGGCAGUCGUUACUAGCAUAGGUAAGAAUACUCAACAAUGCUACCAAAAUCAAUUGAUCGCUGUUACUUGUACUCCACCUUACACUCAUGCUUAA
Messenger RNA from Cavenderia fasciculata, 1143 nucleotides. RefSeq lists its product as uncharacterized. The coding region runs from base 1 to 1143 and encodes 380 amino acids. The transcript has a single exon. Lineage: Eukaryota; Evosea; Eumycetozoa; Acytosteliales; Cavenderiaceae. The record is from RefSeq and is a predicted model, not a curated record.